CUUAUUUUUUUCCUGGUUCCAUGGUGCUUGUUGCUGGAAAAAAAAAGCCUGGUGAAGAGUGUGGAGAUGGCAUCAGAAGUUCUAGUCCGUCUCAGUUCAGGGAGCAGCUUAUGGAUCUUCUUAAAACUCCCUAUAACCGAGAGGAGUUUCAAAAUCUUUGGCGAGAUGUAUCUCAAAGAAAACCAGUGCAGGGUGUUAAAGACUUGCGGCAUGGAAGAAUGAAAUCAUAUUCAACCAAAACCGUUGGAAAAUCAUACCUUGAUUGGUACAAAGAUCUAAGAACGACAGUUGAUGAAUUCAGGCCUGAUACACGUAAAGUUUUAUGUCUCUUACGUGGAUUUUUCUUUUGGUUGAAGAAUACGGCUCAUGAAGGUGCAUUUAAACCAUGGACGGACCGGUCGUAUUUGAAAGCUUUGACUGAGCAGAGAAAUAUCUGAACUGAAUCAAUAUUAUAAAGCAAAGGAUGGAAGCAGCUGUAGCAUUGGGCAGGCAUGCAUACUGGUGAGGAUUUUGACAAUUAACGAAUGGUAUGGCAUUCAGGCUUAUUAAAGUAAGUUUUUGUGUUUGGUGCAACUUUGUAAAUCAUGGUGCUUUUGAAACCGACGCUUAUUACAUGUGGCUAGUCUGUCUGUGCUACCACAACUGACCAUUGUUGUUGCAUACUAGUUUCCUUUAAUGUCUGAAUUAAUUGAAUUUCAAUAUUAUUAUUAUUAUUAUAAUAUAUGAUGUAGGACACAGUUGCCUAGUUUUGAUA
Molecule: messenger RNA, 754 nt
Organism: Gossypium arboreum
Lineage: Eukaryota; Viridiplantae; Streptophyta; Magnoliopsida; Malvales; Malvaceae
Exons: 3
Coding region: 21-437 (138 amino acids)
Source: RefSeq, a predicted model, not a curated record